Molecule: messenger RNA, 4110 nt
Organism: Kwoniella shivajii
Lineage: Eukaryota; Fungi; Basidiomycota; Tremellomycetes; Tremellales; Cryptococcaceae
Exons: 34
Coding region: 1-4110 (1369 amino acids)
Biological process (GO): transmembrane transport
Cellular component (GO): membrane
Molecular function (GO): ATP hydrolysis activity; ATP binding; ABC-type transporter activity
Source: RefSeq, a predicted model, not a curated record
AUGACAAUACCAUUUUGGCAGUCGAAGUCAGCUCCACUGGGGGUAUUCGGAAAUCUUCCACUUCCUCACCAAGAUGCAAGCUUAGCAGACAAGUUCAUGAAUAACUGGAUAGGCCCAGUUAUGAAAGCUGCCUGGUCCAGACCGAUCGAAACUGAAGAUCUAUACGAUCUUACCCCUGAUUUUCAAUGUCGCUUGCUCGGCGAUGCCCUUGAAGCUCAAUUUAUGCGCCGAAUGCCACCCGAUCAGCGACCACUCCCUUAUCGCGCCAAGAAUAUAACAGAUCAUGUAGAACCUAUCAAAGAACCGGCUAAAAACGGAUCUUCAGAAGUCAGUCCUAUCAAAGAGACAUAUGACCAAAACCUACUGAGAGCUAUGUAUUUCACGAUCUAUCCCGAGUGGUGGCCCUCGCUCCUAAUGAAGCUUUCAUCCAUGUGUUUACGAUUACUUGCCCCCCUCCUAAUCAAAUUUCUCAUUCAGCAAAUCUCUCGAUCCAAUUCAUGGCACAAAGCAAUCAUUACAGGAAUUUCGAAAGAUGACUUGAUAUCGCCAAAACCGGUCGGGCAUAUGGUAGGCGCAGCAAUAGGGAUAUGGUUGCUGUUACUUGCUUCUUCUACGAUCCUGUAUUAUGCAUGGUGGAGAUCUAGACUGACAGGGAAGAAAGUGGUCUCGGCGCUGACUACAAUGAUCAUGAGAAAGUCGAUGCGCCUUUCUGCCGAGUCAAAAGUGGAAAUGACCAACGGAAGGAUAACUACCAUGGUCUCCGUUGACUGUUCUAAGAUCGAUCAAGCGAUUCAUACUUCACAAGAGAUCAUCAAUAUCCCUAUUCAGCUUAUACUGGGAAUAGGACUGCUGAUUUGGCAGAUCGGUUAUUCAGGUUUAGUCGGUUUAGGAGUUUUGCUGCUGGCGGGACCUUUCAAAGUAUGGAUGUUCAAGCAUGUAUCACGACUUCGAUCCGAACAAAAUAAACUGGUUGAUUCCCGAGUCCGCCUCUUGUCGGAAGUCCUAAACAAUAUCAGGGCAGUCAAGUUGUAUGCUUAUGAAGGCUGGUUUGGUCGAAAGGUUGGAAGCAUGCGGUCUAGCGAAUUAUCAAAGUUCAAGGAGAACAAUCUUAGCAGAUCAACAUUGACCGCCACAAUGAGUUUCAUACCUACUCUGGCUGCUAUUUUAACCUUCAUUACUUAUGCUCUUUCCGGACAUACGCUAGACGCUGCCAUAAUCUUUUCCAGCUUACAAUACUUUAUGGUUCUUAAAGGUCCGAUCACCCUAGCACCGGAAGUGCUAACGGCCGCUGGAGAGGCUUUAGUCGGUAUACGACGGAUCAAUGAUUUUCUCACUGCGCAUGAAACCAAGUCUGACCUCACGAUUGACAAUGAAGCAACUUUUGCUAUUGCUGCAAAGGGCGACUUCCAAUAUGCGAACGUUUCGACGACUCAGAAAUCAUCUGACAAUACCUGCUCGGAAAACAAGCAGGUACAGACUACUCAUCCGGUAGUAAAGAAAGGAGCUGAGAUUGAGUUGAAGGAUAAUACGGAACCGUUUGCUUUGAGAAAUAUAGAUCUAGAGAUUCCGAGAGGCGCCUUAGUAUGCGUCAUCGGACGGGUAGGAACAGGCAAAACUACACUGCUAUCUGGACUGAUCAGCGAGGUUAGACAGAUUGAUGGACAGGUUCUCUUUGGUGGUUCAGUAAGCUAUGUGCCACAACAAGCUUGGGUCCAAUCUGGAACCAUCAGAGACAAUAUCACUUUCUCCGCCGAUCCAGCUUGUGUGGAUAUUGCUCGAGUCAAUCAGAUCAUUGAUGCUUGCGGCUUGCGUCCUGACGUUGCCAUGUGGCCAGAUGGUGACCUGACAAAGAUAGGUGAACGAGGAAUAACGCUUUCAGGAGGUCAAAGGCAACGUAUAUGUAUCGCUCGAGCAGCGUACGAAGAAAGUGAUAUCGUCCUCCUCGAUGAUCCGCUAUCAGCUGUAGACCCACACGUCGGGAUUCAUAUCCUGGAGAAGUGUAUACUGUCCGGUCCAAUGGGAGGUAGAACAAGAAUACUGGUCACUCAUCAUUUAGAUAUCUUACCUCGUGCAGACCUCAUAUUGGUCAUGGACAGGGACGAAAAGGGAGAUGGACGGGUGAUACAAAAAGGCACCUAUGGGGAUUUGCUCAACCAGCAAGGUGCUUUCAGAGCCUUGAUAAACCAAUACGGUUCCAGAAUCACUUCCCAAAUGACUUCCAACACAGAGUCUGAUAAGCUUGGUGAAGAGGAAGCAGACGACGUUGACCUGGAAGAAACAAACAACCAAGAGAAAGGUAUGAAACUCAUUCUCGAAGAAGAGAGAGCGGAGGGCGCAGUCUCAAGCAAAGUGUACCUGAAUUACCUGAAGACAGUUAGAUCGACUGCCUUAAUUACUUGCUGUGUCAUUUUCUUGGUCUCGGCUCAAGCUGCAGCGGUGUUCAACACCCUGUUCUUGGGGUAUUGGUCUGAGAAUCAGUUCGGGCUAACUCAAGGAGCAUAUAUGGGUAUUUAUGGAGGUUUGGGGGUAUCUAUGGCUUUAUUCACUUGGGGAGCUACGUAUACUAUGUUUCUCGCUUGUGUUAAAGCCUCAUAUGCAAUGUUCAAUCAAGCUUGGACGGGAGUCAUGAGAAGUCCUAUUACUUGGCAUGAUCGCACACCUACCGGAAGAAUCAUAAGUCGGCUGUCCAAAGACAUAGAGCAGCUGGACGAUAGGUUGUCAUUUGUCUGGAAUAGCGUCUUCUCAUCGCUAUUGAGUAUAGUAGGGUCCCUGGCUUUGAUUCUAUAUACUUACCCCUACGCUGCACUCACAUUUAUUCCCACUUUGAUGUACAUCUGGCUCUUGAUUACGUUUUAUAGAAGGACAUCUCGGGAGAUACAAAGACUAGCAUCCACUUUGAGGAGUCAUAUAUUCACCAAUAUUGGGGAACAACUAGAUGGAUUACAUGUUAUAAGAGCUUUUAGACAACAGGAAAGAUUUACUAGAAGAUUGGAGCAGUCUGUGGAUGUACAUUUUUCUGCGAUCAUGAUCAGCGUAAGUAAGCUUUCAUGGACUUCUAUCGAUGAUACCCCGUUUGAAGCUGAUCUCUGCGAGUUCUCGAAGAGUUUCACUCAAAGCGGCUGGCUUGGCCGAAGAAUGAGCUUCACCACUCAAUUCUUGGUGUUGGCUGUAUCAAUCUUUGGGAUAAUCUUUAGAAACAGUGUGUCUCCAGCUAAAUUCGGCGUCGUUCUAGUCUAUGUCAUCUCUACAACUUCCGUCAUGAACAAUCUGGUGAGGGUAAUUACCGAGGCUGAACAACAGAUGAAUACCGUCGAGAGAGUCCAAUACUAUAUGUCUCUUCCUUCCGAGGCAGCCACCACGUUUUCGACUGAUCCUCGUGACGGCGAAGUAUGGCCGAGUCGAGGUAUCGUAUCUUUCAAGAAUGUUCAAAUGCGAUAUCGUCCUGAACUACCUCUGGUUUUGAAAGAGGUCACCUUUGAUAUAAGAGCGGGCGAAAAAGUGGGAAUUAUUGGUAGGACAGGUGCGGGGAAAAGUAGUCUCGCACAAGCUCUUUUCAGGACCAUUGAAAUUUGUGGAGGAAAAAUGGAGGUUGAUGGUAGAGAUAUUUCGAAUAUGGGCUUAGAUACCCUGCGAAAGAGGUUAUCUAUCAUCCCACAAGACGCAUUUCUUUUUGGUGGUUCUGUGAGGGAUAACAUUGAUCCGACGGGUUGUCAUUCCGAUGCAAGUCUAAAUGGCGCUCUCAAUCUUAUACACAAAAGUCCCCAUGCCUCCGUCUCUCUCAGAGAGAAAUUCCAUCUUGAUGCUCUAGUGGCUAAUGAAGGGACGAAUUUCAGCGCUGGAGAAAGACAGCUUCUUGCGUUGGUUAGAGCCCUAGUCAAACGUUGUAAAGUCCUUUUACUAGACGAGGCGUCAUCUUCUGUUGACUCAGAGACAGACGCCUUGAUCCAGAAAAUAAUUCAAUCCGAAUUUGCGGAUGUGACGUUAAUCUCAAUUGCACAUCGACUUCAAACAGUGGCGUAUUACGAUAGGAUCUUGGUUAUGAAUGCGGGACAAGUGGCAGAAGUAGGUCUCAUUCUAUCUUCAGAAGCCUUUGCGAUAAGAAGCGUCUGA